This is a messenger RNA of Achroia grisella, 1053 nucleotides long. Its product is annotated as tigger transposable element-derived protein 1-like. The transcript is spliced from 3 exons. The coding region runs from base 1 to 1053 and encodes 350 amino acids. The record is from RefSeq and is a predicted model, not a curated record. Lineage: Eukaryota; Metazoa; Arthropoda; Insecta; Lepidoptera; Pyralidae. Gene Ontology annotation, cellular component: nucleus. Gene Ontology annotation, molecular function: DNA binding.
AUGCCACCUAAACAAGACAGUAAUAAUAAAGUGAAGAAGAGAGUAAGAAAGUCAAUUACAAUGGAGGUUAAAUCUAAGAUUUUAAAACUCAAAGAUCGCGGUUAUUCGACUUCAUCUAUUGGACGAGAACUUAAUUUAUCACGCACGACGGUACAAACAAUAUUGAAAGAUAAAGAAAAACUCUUAACAGCUCUUCCUUCCGUCUCUUCAAACAGCACUAUUAUACGCAAAAGGAAUGCUUUAAUUUAUGAAAUGGAAAAACUGUUGUACAAUUGGAUUCAAGAUCAAACUCAGCGACGGGUUCCUCUAAGUUUGGCUAUUAUACAAAAUAAGGCGCUGAGUAUCAUCAACACACUGCAAAAUAAACGUGGCGAGAAUAAUAGUGACGAAACAAAAUGUUUUUCUGCCAGUCGCGGAUGGUUCAUGCGCUUUAAAACGAGAUAUUCGUUACAUAACAUUCGAGUGCAAGGAGAAGCUGCUAGUGCCGAUCAUGUGGCUGCUCAGAGUUUUCCUGGAAUAUUAAAGGAAAUUAUCGAAAGUGGAGACUAUUCGCCUAAACAAAUUUUUAACGUGGACGAAACUGUUUAUAGGUCUGAAAAUCCUCGAGCUCUCAAAAAUUACGUCAAGAGUACUCUUCCAGUUAUAUGGAAGGCUAAUCCAAAGGCAUGGGUUACAUCUAUACUUUUUGAAGAAUGGUUUACUAAGCAUAUAAUACAUGAAGUGAAACAGUACUGUUCAAACAAUAAUUUGGCUUAUAAAGCUUUACUUAUUUUGGACAAUGCUAAAUUGGCCAUCCUGUGCGUAUUGCCGAUAUUGAUCCUCAAAUCAAAGUCGUGUUCUGCCUCCCAACACCAUAAAACAACCGAUGGAUCAAGGAAAAAUGCGUCUUUUAAGGCCUAUUAUCUCAAGAACUUUUUCACAGGCUGUAAAGGGAAAAAAAUGACUGAUGAAGAUCUUAUUGAAUUGGAGGCACAAGUACAAAAGGAAGCACUCGAGUCACAAGAAAUAGCUUCUUCUAUUAGUGAAAAAACUCUGAAAAAGAACUUACACUAA